Molecule: messenger RNA, 1710 nt
Organism: Abrus precatorius (Indian licorice)
Lineage: Eukaryota; Viridiplantae; Streptophyta; Magnoliopsida; Fabales; Fabaceae
Product: flap endonuclease GEN-like 2
Exons: 14
Coding region: 1-1710 (569 amino acids)
Molecular function (GO): 5'-flap endonuclease activity
Source: RefSeq, a predicted model, not a curated record
AUGGGUGUGAAGAAUUUGUGGGAUAUACUCGAAUCAUGCAAGAAAACGGUUCCUCUUCACCAUCUUCAGAACAAGAGGGUGUGCGUGGAUCUCUCGUGCUGGAUGGUGCAGCUUCACAACGUUAGCAAGUCACACGCAUGUGUCAAGGAGAAAGUGUACCUCAGAGGACUCUUUCACCGACUUAGAGCACUCAUUGCACUCAAUUGUACACUGGUUUUCGUCGCAGAUGGAUCAAUUCCUGCCAUCAAAUUAUCAACUUAUAGGCGUCGCUUAAACAUUGGAAAGGAGGUUACACAGAUCGAAACUAACUUACAGAAAGUGACUUCAUUACGGAGAAACAUGGGGUCUGAGUUUUCUUGCAUGAUUAAAGAGGCUAAAGCGUUGGGGAUGGCCCUUGGCAUUUCUUGUUUGAAUGGGAUUGAAGAAGCUGAAGCCCAGUGUGCUUUGUUGAACUUUGAAUCAUUAUGUGAUGGAUGUUUCAGUUCAGAUUCAGAUAUAUUUCUUUUUGGUGCAAGGACAGUGUAUAGGGAUAUCUGCCUUGGGGAAGGUGGAUAUGUUGUUUGUUAUGAGAUGCCAGAUAUUGAAAGAAAACUUGGAUUUGGAAGGGACUCAUUGAUUGCUCUCUCCCUGCUUCUUGGCAGUGAUUAUUAUCAAGGAGUUCAUGGUCUGGGUCCAGAGUCAGCUUGUCAGCUAGUCAAAUCAAUCGGGGACAAAUUUGUUCUUAAAAAAUUUGCUUCUGAAGGACUUGAGUGGGUUAAAAAAAGAAAAGGAGGUGAGAAUGAGUUACUGAGGGAUGGUAACAUUUUACAAGUGAUUAAUGCUUAUAUGAAGCCAAAAUGCCACCCAGCAGAUUCAGAUAUUGUGCACAAGGCUCUUGCUCACUAUCCAUUUCAACGUACUAAACUCCAGCAGAUAUGUGCUGAAUUCUUUGAGUGGCCUUCAGAGAAAACAGAUGGGUAUAUCCUUCCAAGUAUAGCUGAAAGAGAUUUACGGCGAUUUGCCAACUUGCGUUUAACUUCAUCUCAAGUUGGAUUGGAUCUUCCUUUACAUGAGAUCCCUGUGAAGUGUCCUGUGUCAGAAGUCAUUAAGAGCCGAAGAGUUCAAGGGAGAGAAUGCUAUGAGGUUUCUUGGGAAGGAAUGGAUGGACUUGAAACUUCAAUAGUACCUGCAGAUCUUUUAGAAAGUGCCUGUCCCGAGAAGAUUUUGGGGUUUGAGAAUAGAAAAGCUCAACAGAAGAAACAAAAUAUUCAGAAAAGAAGACCAAAGAAAAAGGAAACUGUGUCAUCUGUGGCUGAGCUUGAUCUACUCCAGAAUUUGUUGCUGGACAAUAAUUUGAGAGACCAAGGCAAACUUAAUGCCUCUGAUUCUUCAGGAAUGAUCUCAGAGAUUACAACUGCUAUGGCUGAAGUUAAUCUGAAUACCAAAGACUUGUUGCCCCCAUCACAUGACCCACAACAUAAUGGGUUGAUUGAGAACAUUAGCAACAUCUACGAGACUGUUUCCAGUGUAGAUAAAAAUGAGGUCAUAGAUCUUCUGAGCCCUUCCCCUCCUAAGAAACCCCUUACUUUCUCAAAAUGUCACCAACCAAGUGACAAGCAUAUUGAAGUGAUUAAUUUGAGUGAUUCAGAAAAUGACAUGUCCCCUGAACAUAAGCAAAAAGCAAAGGAGCUGAGAUUGUUCUUAGCUAGUAUUAGGAAUGAAAUCCAUUGA